AAAAACUCUUUCUCUUUCUAUUUUAACAAAGAGAGGAAGCGUCCAACAGACAAAUAAUAUCUUUAUGAUCAAAGUUUAUGAUAGUUUUACAUACUGGUAUAGUUUUGCUUGUACAGGCACAUUUUUUACACCCACAGCUGUAAACACGCAGAGGUUUGCUAACACACUUUGUUUUUCCUGAAAGCGAAAGUAACUUGGACAGUACGAACAUGGGAGUUGAAGGAUGUUCAAAAUGUGUCAAAUAUUUACUGUUUAUCUUGAACCUUCUGCUCUGGAUUGCGGGUACAGGUGUCCUGGCUGUUGGAAUUUGGCUGAGGUUGGAUCCCAAGACUAAAAGCUUUUUUUAUUAUGAAAACUCUCCUUAUGUCUUUUACACCGGGGUUUACAUUCUCAUUGCCGCUGGCGCUUUGAUGAUGGUAGUGGGGUUUUUUGGAUGUUGUGGAGCCAUCCAGGAGUCCCCAUGCAUGCUGGGAGUAUUCUUCUUCUUUCUCUUGGUCAUAUUUGCAGUUGAAGUGGCUGCUGGAAUUUGGGGCUUUUCCAACCAGACCAAGGUUAUUGAUGAAAUAACCGCUUUCUACAAAGAGACAUAUGACAACUACAACAACACUAAACAGGACGCGCUAAGAGAGACGCUUCGUGUUAUCCAGCAUGGACUGAACUGCUGUGGCCCUUCAAGAACUAUGACGAUUGCUGAUGACACCUGCCCCAAAAAAGAGGGGCUUGAUGUACUCAUUACGAAGAGCUGCCCUGAUGCCAUUGAAGAAGUCUUUAACUCCAAGCUACACAUCAUCGGAGGUGUUGGAAUUGGCAUUGCAGUGAUUAUGAUCUUUGGCAUGAUCUUCAGCAUGUUGCUGUGCUGUGCCAUCCGAAAAACCCGUGAGAUUGUGUGAGGGUGUCGUCGCCAGUGUAUUUGUGUUGCAUGAUGUCUGUCCCAAAGCACUGUCGUGAACAUGACCUCAUCAGUUAGGUAGAUCAGCGGCAAGCACACAAUCUCUACACUUUACGAUGGGAAUUCACUCUUUAUCUUAGUUCAGGCAGCUCUGUGACAGUGUACAAUUGUGAUAAAUGAGACCACAGAAUUGGUUUAGCGUUUCAAACGCAUUCAAUAAGGCCUUUCGAGUAUUUUUUUAUAUUUUUUUAUCGCUCAUAGUAGAUUUUACAGAAUAACCAUUGUUUGCUUUGUUGUAUUUGCAGUAUUGCUUGGAAUGAAUUGUUAUGAACUUUUCUAAUGGUUUUCGGAUUUGUGUAUAGGGUUGAUUUGAUUUACAAACAUCGGUGCAUACGGCUCCAAUAAAGCCAAAUUCAACAUUA
Messenger RNA from Paramisgurnus dabryanus, 1311 nucleotides. RefSeq names its product CD9 molecule a (gene cd9a). The record is from RefSeq and is a predicted model, not a curated record. Lineage: Eukaryota; Metazoa; Chordata; Actinopteri; Cypriniformes; Cobitidae. Gene Ontology annotation, cellular component: plasma membrane.